CGUAAGACGUGCUUUAAAUAUCUCAGCACAAUUAUGUAAACCACUAUUGGAAUUUAAAGUUGUUAAUGUUUAUAACUUGAAGUUUAUGUAUAGUGAAAUAAAACAGUUACUUACUACGGUUUGGAUAAAUCACUAAAAACAGAAGUGAAACGUGCUGUCUAGUUGAUAAUUUUCGCAUUUGAUUUCUUCUUUUAUAAACAAAGUGUGUUCAUUCGUUUUCAUGUGAAUAAUCACGGACUUAAUUGGUUCUUCAAAAUGAGUUAUUUGAGCCAAAACACUUCAUAUCGCCGAUCGUCUUCACGGGAUAGUUCGCAUGAAACAGUCGUUUUGGAGGAAGACAAAGGCUCACAAGGCAGCAAAGAAUAUAAGAGGCGUUGUUGUACACGUAUCUCCAGCGUCGUAAACGUGACGUUGUUGAUUGGCCUAUGCGUCCCAAAAACGUUUGCGUCAACCGACAGACACAGUGAAAUAACUCAACGCGAUUCGACAGGAGAUAUCAUGAAACAGUGCAAAUUGACCAUUAAUGCCACUGUCGGAGCAUUACAACGUUCUGAAGGACCUGAUUGCUCGAGAACUAAAGGCCAUAAAGGUUAUCGCAACUGUGCCGAUAAUCCUAGCUGGGCUUGCAUCGGCCAGUGUAUGGAUUGCUACGGCAACGGCACGUGUCUGGACUACAAUAGCAUGACUCAGCAUCUGGGCAAUCAAUCGCCUUGCACAACAGAAGCAGAAAAAAUCAUGUGUUGCACGUUGCUGCAUAUGCGUCCGGAUGAUCAGUGUCGCAACGGCGGGAAAUUAUUUUGCGAAGGUGGCGAAGGUGAUACGUACGCACCGAAAUGCACGUGUUUGGUGGGAUGGACCGGAGAGACUUGUAAGGAUCGAAUGAAUGAGACUUGUACACGUAUCUCCAGCGUCGUAAACGUGACGUUGUUGAUUGUCCUAUGCGUCCAAAAAACUUUGGCGUCAACCGACAGACACAGUGAAAUAACUCAACGCGAUUCGACAGGAGAUAUCAAAUACUGCAUCAACGUUAAAGGAAGUCCGUGUAAAGGAUUUGACUGCAGGCAGUGCAAAUUGACCAUUAAUGCCACUGUUGGAGCAUUACAACGUUCUGAAGGAUCUGAUUGCUCGACACGUAAAGGCCAUAUACUAGGUUAUCGCAACUGUGCCGAUAAUCCUAGCUGGGAUUGCAUCGGCCAGUGUAUGGAUUGCUACGGCAACGGCACGUGUCUGGACUACAAUAGCAUGACUCAGCAUCUGGGCAAUCAAUCGCCUUGCACAAUAUAUGCAGAAAAAAUCAUGUGUUGCACGUUGCUGCAUAUGCUUCCGGAUGAUCACUGUCGCAACGGCGGGAAAUUAUUUUGCGAAGGUGGCGAAGGUGAUACGUACGCACCGAAAUGCACGUGUCCGGUGGGAUGGACCGGAAAGACUUGUGAGACUCGAAUGAAUGAGACUUGUACAUGUAUCUCCAGCGUCGUAAACGUGACGUUGUUGAUUGUCCUAUGCGUCCAAAAUACUUUGGCGUCAACCGACGGACACAGUGAAAUAACUCAACGCGAUUCGACAGGAGAUAUCAAAUACUGCAUCGACGUUAAAGGAAGUCCGUGUAAAGGAUUUGACUGCAGGCAGUGCAAAUUGACCAUUAAUGCCACUGUCGGAGCAUUACAACGUUCUGAAGGACCUGAUUGCUCGAGAACUAAAGGCCAUAAAGGUUAUCGCAACUGUGCCGAUAAUCCUAGCUGGGAUUGCAUCGGCCAGUGUAUGGAUUGCUACGGCAACGGCACGUGUCUGGACUACAAUAGCAUGACUCAGCAUCUGGGCAAUCAAUCGCCUUGCACAACAGAAGCAGAAAAAAUCAUGUGUUGCACGUUGCUGCAUAUGCUUCCGGAUGAUCACUGUCGCAACGGCGGGAAAUUAUUUUGCGAAGGUGAUACGUACGCAACGAACUGCACGUGUCCGGUGGGAUGGACCGGAGAGACUUGUGAGACUCGAAUGAAUGAGACUGUGACCUGUAAAUGCUUCAAGACCGACAUCCCGUGGACCUCUUUCUGUGGGGAAAAUGAUAUGUACAACUGUACCGACGACGGCAGGCCGGAAAACUGGACAGAGUGCCGACAAACCAUUGAGGGGGUGACGUUCAGUCGAUGUGCUUGUGAAAAGUCUGAAGGUGAUACAUUCGUCCCUGUGACCCCUGGAGAGAAGGCCACCUUGACCUGUCGCUAUGGCAGCAACUCCACCUGGUAUCAUGAUAGAAAACUUGUGGUGUCAGAUAAUACUCGCCGUGUCAACCGUGACGGCACUCUGGAAGUGCUCAAGGCCACCAUUGACGAUGAUGAAAUGUAUGAAUGCCAUGUUGCCAGGGCAACCGGACUGCAGAUCUACAGGUUCCUGCUGCAAGUGCAAGUACCCAUUGGAAUCCUGCCAGGCCGAGACACAAUCAUGGCGAAACCAAGCAGCAAAGCGUUCUUGCAUUGCGAGGUAUACGGAAAUCCCAAACCAAGCGUCUCGUGGACCAAGAAUGGUUCCCCUCUGCGAUCGAGCAGCCGCUAUGAGACAUUCAGCAAUGGCACACUUCUGAUACAAAGUGUCACUCCUGGAGACGCGGAUAGUUACACGUGCCGCGCAGACAAUGGGGUAUCUACCCCAGUUGACAGAACCAUUAAACUUUUACUGAGAGUAAUGCUUGUGGCCAGAAUCGAGAAUCGGAAUGGAAGGGUGAUGGAGGGAGGUCGAAUCCGCCUGUCCUGCGAGGGCAAAGGUUACCCUAAGCCAGCCAUCACCUGGGAGAAGGCUGGACGAGCCCUUGUUUCUGGUGGCAAUGUGUUAAUCAGAGGUAAUGGUGGUUUGAAAAUACGAGAUGCAACUUCUAGUGAUACAGGAACAUACACCUGCAUCGUUUCCAAUACAGAUGUGAAGAUUGAGGCAUCAACAUCAGUACAAGUUGUACCUAAGAAUGUGAUGACAAGAACAGUCUGAUGAAGUGUCGUCUGAUCGUCUCAGCUAAUCUCUGCAACUACACCAUGUACACCGAAAUCUGCUGCAACAGCUGUCAAAGAUUCUUCAAUGGGUAAUAGAGACAACAUGUAUUCUUGUGAAACCAAAACAAAUGAAAUAUUGUGUAUUCAUAAUUAUGUGAAGUUAUAUUUUUAAACUUGUAUUACAUAACUUUUGACUUUCUUGUAAAUGACAAUAUGAAAUCAGUUUGAGUGUUUUAUCUUUCGGUUGCAUCCAAGCAUCUCUUUCGGUUUGAAAUGAGAUGCAAGUUUUUAUGUUUGUACUAUGCACUAGCAGUUACAGAAAACUGGUUUUGCGUAAAAAUGGGAAUUUUGUGCUCAAUAUUCGACCUAUGUGCUGAAAUGUAUGCUAAGUUUCAUACAUUAUGUAAUAACCUUUUAUUAAUUAUUGUAUUUAAAAACAAAAACAAAAGAAACGCUUGUGAUGACCAAUUUUUUAACAAGCCUGUUGCAUAAACUUUAUUAAGAAGGACAAUUACAUGUUUUGACAGAAUUGUUUGAUAAAGCUGAUGGUGUAAAUUGGAAGUAUUUUGCAUUGCACUGUUUAUUGAAAGAUUCUUUUAUUCUUCAAGGUCAGUAUGCUUUUGUUAUAUCUAGCCACUGUUGGAACACUCCACACCUCGUUUUGAGAUUUUGCUGCGCUUGUUUUGAAUAAUUCACAACGUACGUCGGAAUCAUUAAUGAUUUUUCACAUACAAUUUGAAUUAAAGGUUACCUUUUUAA
This is a messenger RNA of Dreissena polymorpha, 3734 nucleotides long. Its product is annotated as neurogenic locus notch homolog protein 1-like. Gene Ontology annotation, biological process: dendrite self-avoidance; homophilic cell-cell adhesion; axon guidance. NCBI's taxonomy places the organism in Eukaryota, Metazoa, Mollusca, Bivalvia, Myida, Dreissenidae. Gene Ontology annotation, cellular component: plasma membrane; axon. Gene Ontology annotation, molecular function: cell-cell adhesion mediator activity. The record is from RefSeq and is a predicted model, not a curated record. The transcript is spliced from 23 exons. The coding region runs from base 256 to 2973 and encodes 905 amino acids.